Podarcis lilfordi (Lilford's wall lizard) is the source of this 27861-nucleotide messenger RNA. The record is from the annotation of a GenBank genome assembly. NCBI's taxonomy places the organism in Eukaryota, Metazoa, Chordata, Lepidosauria, Squamata, Lacertidae.
AUGUUCCGCAAGGCGCGGCGCGUGAACGUGCGGAAGCGGAACGAGUCUGAGGAGGACGACGAAGAGCGAGACGAGUCGCCGCCUCAGCAGCAACAGCCGCCGGCGCCGCCGCCAGGAGAGGAUGGGCCUUCUGGAGAGGCCGACCUGCUGCCGGGUCCGAAGCCGCCGCUUCUGCCGCUCCCGACGGGCUGCGUCCCCCUAGCUUGUCCCGGUGGCGGCAGCGGCGGCUUCGGUUUCGGCGGCCCUGAAGCGGCCGGCCGGGGCGGCGGUGCCGGCUUGACGGCCCCGCAGCUCCAGCCGCCGCCGCCUGUUCUUAUCCCUCCCCCGCCACCCCCUUCGCAACAGACGCCCCCCGGGAACAACGGGCUGGUGCCGGCGGCUUCUAAGCUGAAGGAGCGGAAGAACAAGAACAAGGAGGAGCUGCCGCCGCCGCCACGCGGGAGCCUCAGCCUCCUCAGCUUCCAAGAUGAAGAAGAAGGUGAGCGAGCCUAGCGGGCGCCCUCGUCUCCACUCCCUCGGCCGAGGCCUAGCUGCUCCCGCUGCCCGACCCUCGCUGCCGUUCGCCUUCUCCACCCCGCUUUGCCUCCCCAGUCAUUUGAAACUCGGUUGCUUCAGGCGGGGAGGCUUUCCCGUCCCCCGCCUUCCUCCGGCCUUCGCUAGCUUACAACCUACCUGCCAUAUGGCAAAGCGCUUCCGCUUAGGCUGCACUGCCUACACCGCGUGCACAUCUUGCUGCGUUACGCUAUAUAUGUGGAAUUCGUCGCAGCUCAGAACUAUGGAGAUUAUUCAGUAGCGGAGUAGAAAAUAGGUGCGCUUCCGAUCGGGUACAGAUGUCACAUGUUGGCUUGAAAAUGAAAUAUUGGGGAGAAAUCGGUAAAAUGGCCGCGGGAGAUAUUGAGAAUGGCCUCCAUUUCUCUCUCCCCCCCCCCACAUUCACACACAUGACAUACAUAUAUGCAUAUGUCAUAUUACAUUCAUGUGCUUCAUUGUAAACAUACAUUAAGCAUGCAUACGUUCUACUGAGUUAUUGUAGGGAAGCCCCAAAGAUAUAUCUCAGAGAGGUUUUGAAAUGAGGCAUUUUGUACCAUGGUGUGAUGAAAGUAAGUGCAUAGUAUGAAAGAGUUACAUGUUUCAGUUGCAGCUCUUAAUUUUAAACAUGUACAGAAGUGGGUGGGGAUCUAAUUCUUCACUGAUCCAUGCAUUGUUAGAGGGAAAAGCCACAUGCAGAGAUAGUCUUGCAUGAAAACCGGGUCAUAAAUUUCAGUCAUCACUGGCAGUUCUAUUUCUGACCAAAAUAAAUUUGCAGCCAAUAAGUCCUGUUCCCAGAACAACACUGUCAGUCUGUACUAAAUUAAUUGCAUGAAUAAUUUUGUCUGCCAACUUGGUGCUACUGCUUCCUUAUUAAUGUUAGAGGAGCACUGAGAGACUGCAAAGAUAGCAAGGUAUAUUGAGUUUAAAUCAGCAAAAAAAGGAGUCAAUUUAAAUUAUUGGAUGUAAAUCAAUUUUCCUAUUGAUAUCUUUGAUAUAAUUUAAUAUAUUUCAUUGACAGUGGUGCAAAUCCAACCACUGUACCUUGUUAAUUUACAAACAGAUAUUGUUUUGUUUGUAUAACCAAACUUUGCAUUUCUGUAUACAUAUUAUAUACGUUCCUAUUUUUUUUACCUAGAGAGGGAAUGUUUUUAAAAUAUUCCCAUGUAGGGGUCUGUCUUACACCAGUACUCAUGACAGUUUGUGAACAGUGUGAUUCUAUACAAGCCUAGUCAGUAAUAAGUCUGGCUAUUUGUGGGUAGGGGGCUAACACUCAAGCAGCAAUCCUAUAACCACUUACCUCUGAGAAAGUCUCAUUUAAUUCAAUGGGAUUAACUAUUGAGUUGGCACAUCGGGUUGUGCUGUUGGCAUGGGAAUAUAGCAGGGAUUGGAAACCUGAGGCCCUCCAGAUGUUACUGGACUACAGCUUCCAUCAUCCAUGACCAUUGGCUGUGGUGACUGAGCUUGAUGUUAUUUAACAUUUAGAGGGUCACAGGUUUCCCAUCCUUGGAGUAUAAAAAUAUGCACACUGUCUUGUCUUUUAAGUGUUGCUCAUUUCUGCUUGAUAUUCUGUCUUGGCCCAACCCCAUCCGCACAAAAACAAAGUAGCCAACAAUUAAAUGUCUAUGAAAAGAGGAUAUGGAAUUCCUGUAGUGGAAUUUCAUCUGGCCACCCUGUGAAAUGUUGAAGCAAGUUUUGAUAGUUGCCGGGGCAAACUAGAGCAGUUUGUUUUCCUCUAAUAAAAAUGAAACAUCUUUGUUUGAUAAAUACUCAAGAAUAGCUUUAUAGUAGGAAGCUGCCUAUAUAGCCCAAUAUGGUAUAUGACAUCUUUUUCUUUGAGUUUCCUCCCCUCUGGAAAUUAGGCAGGUGGAGAGUGUACUUUAUAUUUUUCAAUGGCUUAUAUCCUAUGUUUUUGUCAUAAAAAACAUUCAGAGUCACUCACAACAUAAAGAAAAACGGUUGGAUAAAUAAAAAAAGUAAAACACCAGAAGCAGCAGCUAAAAUAUCAGAAUUUCAGGAAAUGCAGGUUAUAACAGAGAUUUCAAAAACUAAAAGCUGUUAGAACAGAAAGUUCUUAGUCUUCCUUUAAUAUAACAUUUUGGAGGUAACCAGUCAAAUCUUUCGUACUGUUGGGAACAAAUGUAUUCAUCAGAGCUCCAAAAUAAACAGUGAUAUUGUAGGUAGGACACUGAACUGAAACAAACUUGUGUGAUAACUUAUGUAGUACUCAAGUUACUAUGCUAAAAGCCAGACAUGAACUUUGGACAAUUUGACAUUGAUUUGGUUUAUCUACAUAGAAGUUUUCAAAUGUGUGUUUUGCUGGACCUCCUUAAUGACUUUUUUUGAAAAUGAUGUUUUACACUUGGGAAUUAAUCUUUAAGAACACAUCAAUUAUGAAGGAUGCAGCCAAGUGUAUAUUUCCCUCUAAUAAAAGAUAUACAAAUAUGGUUCUCAGUUACAACUUAAAUAUAUUUUAAAGGAUAGCUUGCUAUUUAUAUACAUCCUUCAUAAGUGACAUUACAUGCAUUGGUUUUGUAUGCAUGUUUCUGUACUCGACUGAAAGACUAUUGUAAAGAGUACUCCUAUGGAAACAAGCACAGCCCUUGUCUAGAGGCCUGUGGGUAAAUAGAAUUAAGAAAUGGUAAUGUGUGGGUUAGGAAAGCAAAAGUAUUCAUUUGCAAAAGUAUGUGUUGACUUAAGGAUUGCCUUGACGGGGCGGGGGGGAGCCCUGUAAAUUUAAUUUCAAAGAAGAAUGUUUAAUUUCAAAGAAGAACGUUGCUCUAGGACAUGUCAAUACACCCUACCCUUACAUGUAGUGAACAAAACGGCUUAUUAAUCUGCAGGUGUCCAAUUUUGGAACUUAAAAUUAUAUUUACCUAUUUUGUAUUCUGGUGUUCUGUUUUCUAUGAUUUGGUUUAAGAUUCUUUAUGAAGAAUUGUAAAUAAUAAAAUUUAGUUAUUAAAAGUGCCUUUUAAUUAUGAGCAUGUAGCCUUUAAGAAGAGCAUCCAACAAAGAGUUUAAAAGAAUUACAUUAAAAGUGUAUAUAUAUAUAUUGCACCUCAGGUGCUAUGGGUAUUGUUUUGCUAUUGGACCUCUUGGAAUUCAUUCUUGCAACAAAUUAGGACUUGUGGUAUUGGGAUAGCACAGGAGCUGUGGGUUGGGUUUUCCCAUUGUAAGGAUUAGCUGUUGUGAAAAACAAACUGGGUUUGUUGAUUUAGUCAAGUUAAAAUGAUGGAUUUAAUAUAUUUUAAUGCACUAUAUAACACCUUUUAUAUAGCUGAAGAGACAGUCACUGUUUUGCCGAUUUGUAAUUUCUCUCAUUUAUGCUUAUUUUUUUCUCCUAAAGAAGCAGAAGAAGUUUUUAAAGUGAAGAAAUCAAGUUAUAGCAAGAAGAUAGUAAAGCUUCUUAAGAAAGAAUACAAAGAAGACCUUGAAAAAUCGAAGACAAAACCAGAAACCAAUUCUUUAGCCGAUGGUAAUCUUUAUCUUGAAAUUAUAGCUGAAAAGGAAAUGUUAUGCUUAAAUAUUUAUAUGCCAGCUUUCAACUAGUUGAGUGUGGUUUACAAAGUGAAAAUAUGUAGCUAUAGUAAACUACAUAGUAAAAACAACUGAUGGAUGAAAACAGAGUAGUUGAACAAUAUUGUCUAAUGCCUAAAAUACUUUAAAAGCUAGGGAAAAUAAAACAGUUGUUUCUUGGUGCUGAAAAGAAAUCAGUGUUGGUGCUAGGCAAAGUUUCCUGGGAAGGGAUUUCAACAGAGAACUAACUUUAAAAAUGAAUAAAAAGUACAGGGGUAGUUGAUAAUGGUAGGAACUAAAUUUAAGUUUCAAAUAAUAUAGGAUCAAUAAGCAGUGCUUUUUUUCUGGGGGGACACGGGUAUGCAUACCCCUAAACAUUUUGUGAAUCUAAGUUUGGCCUCAUUGAGGGACAGUAUUUCAAUAUGAGUAGGAAAAUGAGAGUACCCCUAAACAUUUUUUUAGAAAAAAAGCACUGGCAAUAAGCAACCAGAGUACCAAGUACCAAUUAAAUAUGUAGAUGUUCAAAUAAAGUACGGUUCAGAUUAAUCAAAAUUUCAUCAGCUCUAAGAUGCAGAGUUCUUAACCUAAUUUAAGGUAUGUUAAUAACCUAAAUAACGUUUCUUAUUAAGCUUCACGUUUUAGUUCAGCUUUUCCUACACGUGCUUUCCCCAACCUUUUAAGGAACAGUUGAAAUCAAAUUAAUAUUUCAUAUUUGUCAAUUAUUUCACUGUACUUUCUAGUUCCAAAAUUCAUUAGUUUUGGUCACAUCUGUGAACUGCACAGGGCUAUUAUCUCAGGUGUAUAUCAUGUGAGUUUCUAAAAAAACAGUUAAAAUAAUUUUUCCAAAACAAUACUUCAAGAGCACACUUUUUUUUUUGCAGCUGAACAGUCUGCUGACAAGACAGGACAGAUUAAAGAUGCAAUUCAAGAAGAUGGGGCUGCAAACAGUGAACAAGGAGAAGAGGAGAUGGAAGUUGAAAGUGAGAAAGAAGAAGAAAAGCCAAAAGCUGUAGGAGCAUUUUCAAGUACUUUGUCUUCUCUGAAUGUUCUGCGUCCAGGUUAGUGUAUUUUUUCUCAGGAGGAGGCUAUCCUGAGAUGAAUUCUUUGCCUUUCUCAUUCCAUAGGCAGGGCUGUGUCAAUCAGUGUAGUUGGAUGACACCCCAUCACAGUUCCAGUUCCGUUAUCUUCACAGCAUGGGGGGCUUUUUGGAGCUGUUGCUCCUUUCUACUUCAGAGACCAGGUAUUUUUAGCUGGCCUUUUAAGUUGAAAUUAGGGGAAAGGGAAACCAAUUCAUUAUCUUAAUUAGAUCACUUUUUAUUAAUACCUUAACAGAAUAUUUAGAUUUGAUUUAGUUUAUGUAAUUGAUCGGCUUCCAUCUUUGAAUAUCUAUUUAAAAGUCAUAGUCCAUCUUAAUCUUCUUUGACAAAUUUUUCUUGUCGACUUCUGUUUCAUGAAUUAUUUAGAACUAAUUCUGGCUUAGUAAAUUUGAUUCUGUUGGUCUUAUUUACUACUUCAGAUUCUACUUAAUUGCAUUUUCUUCCGAUCACAGGAAAUUAGCAGCCUGUGGUGGAUGUGAUGUGCCUUUUCUUGGAGAUCUUGUUCUGUCUAAGCAUGUUGAAAGCUUUACAUUUUCUUUUUCUUAUUUUGUCUUUAUCUGAUAAAGCACUAAUCUCAGCAAUGUGGCUACUCGUACAAUAUUCAGAUAUUGUUAUACUUCUACAUAACCACGGAGUUGAAAGUACUGCUGCAGCAAGCCUUGCUGCAUCAACUCUCUCUUCAAUAAAGCCAGGUGGGAUGGCUGCAGGGAAGAAAUAUUUGGAGGAGAGCUGGAUAGCAGAUUAUCCCAGCCUGGUUGAGGGAGUAGGUCAUGAUGUCUUGCCUGUGCCUCUGUUGCAGCCAGUUGGAACGCAGGUGGAACUGUAGCAUGUGAACACACGAUUGAAUAUAACUGAUGGCUUUUUAAAAGCACAUUCAUUUUUUUUCUAGGAGAAAUUCCAGAUGCUGCUUUUAUUCAUGCUGCUAGGAAAAAGCGCCAAAUGGCUCGUGAGCUUGGGGACUUUUUGCCACUUGACAGUGAUCCAGGGAAAGGGCGCCUUGUUAGAGAAGAUGAAAAUGAUGCCAGUGACGAUGAAGAUGAUGACGAGAAGCGAAGAAUAGUCUUUUCUGUGAAAGAGAAGUCCCAAAGGCAAAAAAUUGCAGAGGAAAUAGGUAAAAUGAUGAAAAGUUGCAAUAAGUUCCAAAUGCUCUGCUGUUGCUAUUAAAAGUGUUUGGCGUAAAUUGUUUUCAAAAACUGUAUUUUCAGUGGCUUAAUAGUAUAAUGUAAUAGUGAGGUUGCAUGUUAUAAAUUCAUUGGUAGUUAUAGUAAACAGUUUGGCUUGGAUCUAAAGCUUGAAUGAAAAUCCAGUUGCACAGUUAGGCUUUCCCUCUGCCUCCUUGCUGAAGCUCCCUGCAACCUCCAAAAACAUUGCUGAGGCUCAGGUAUUGUCUAGCAUAUGGCAUGGGGAAUGCAUCAGGAGUGGAGAUGGAUUUGGGGAAAUCAUCAUGCACAAAUGGAAGUGCCUUUCCAGUUAUACAGUGUACUUUCGGUCAUUGUAGCUGCAUAUCGGAGUAUGAAUGAGAAUGAGGAGGAGCCUGUGGUCAAUCAUAGUACAACUAAAAAUGACAAAAUACCUGUUUCUGAUAUAUGUCACUGUUGCAAGUGUUUAUCCACAAUUUUGUUGUUCUUCUGCAUUAAUCUGUGAUUUUAAGAAAUACAAAAACAUGUAUUUUCAUUCAUAUUUUGAUAAGUUUAAACUACUGUGAACUCUGCCACAACUUUAAGAGAAGUGCAAAAUCUGGCUGAUAGCUGAGUUCCAGUCUUCUCAUUAGUGCACAGGGUGCAGAGCCGGUUACAGUGGUGCCCCGCAAGACGAAUGCCUCGCAAGACGGAAAACCCGCUAGACGAAAGGGUUUUCCGUUUUUGAGUUGCUUCGCAGGACGAAUUUCCCUAUGGGCUUGCUUCGCAAGACGAAAAUGUCUUGCGAGUCUAGAGAUUUUUUUUUCGCUUUCCCCCCCCCUUUAUCUAAUCUGCUAAGCCUUUAAUAGCCUUUAAUAGCCUUUUAGCAGCUAAUCCCAUAAGCCUUUAAGCCUUUAAUAGCCGCUAAACCGCUAAUAGCGCUAAUCCGUUAAGCCGCUAAUAGGGUUGCUUCGCAAGACGAAAAACCGCUAGACGAAGACUCUCGCGGAACGGAUUAAUUUCGUCUUGCGAGGCACCACUGUAUUUUGUACAGGAAUUUGCAAAAAUCUUCUUUCCUCAAACAUACUUAGGUACACCGCAGUUCACUCAACAGAAUAUGAAGUAGGGGCACAUGCCCCCAUAUUGAGAUUCCCUCAGAAACAGGGCUACAUGUUUGCUUUUUUCAUUAAAGGCAUGGAAGCUUUAGAAAACUCAAAUACAGUAUUCAAUAUGCCAUUAUUUAGUGUGUGCUAUUCCUACUGAUUGUUAUGUUUUUGUGCUCAGGUAUCGAAGGAAGUGAUGACGAAGCCCUGAUUGCUGGGGAACAGGAUGAAGAACUCAGUCGAUGGGAGCAAGAACAGAUACGUAAAGGCAUUAAUAUACCUCAGGCAUGUAUUAAAGCAAUUCUAAAAUUGUAGUAGCAAAUGUUGACCCUUUGGCUAAAUAAAGCUCCUGAUUUGUCAUCUUACCCCCAACUGCCAGUGCUAGAGGGGAGAAAAGAGGUGUAGAUACCUGUGACAUAGAGAUUUGACAGCUAAGUUCUGGGGCUGACCUUGUCCUGACCCAUUAUUCUUUACUACUUGAACAGGCCUACUGGUACAUGACCAGGGUUUGAUGAAACAUGGGUUAGAUCUAAUCUAACAUCUAGGUUAUAUUACUGGAGUGUGUUAUACAUGGCACUGCUUCAGAAGAAGGUUUGGAGACUUCAAAUGGUGCAGAAUUUUGCGGCCAGGUUGCUCACCUGGGCAAAACAGUUUGUCCAUAUAAUACCAAUCCUAAUCUGGAUGCAAAUUAGUUUCCAGGUCCAAUUCAGAGUGCUAGUUUUGACCUAUAAAGCCUUAAACAGGUCAGGACCACAACUGAGAGGUGAGAGGUAAAUAGAGGAUCUGACAGUUGUGGCAAUAGGACUGGUUGGCAGUGCACUUUAAAGAAUAGAAGAAGGGACCUCCAUUCUCCUCCUCCCAUCAUAAAAGUGCCCCUUCAGUAAAACAAUUUGCAUACCAGAAAUGUAAGCAUAGCUGAAAGGAUGAAUUAUCCAAGCAAAUCUUCCCUGUUUUAUCAUUGAGUAAUGAAUGUUUUGAGGUGUUUCUUUCCUUGAUAAGCACUUGUGUGCAAAUGAAACAUAUACAUGGACAGGUAGAAUUUAAGAUAUAAUUUCUAAAAAUUGCCUGUUGGACUGAAUUAGCUUUGUGACCUUGCUUUUGUAAUAAGGUUUACACAUAUUUUGUUCCUAUAGGUUCAAGCAAGUCAACCUGCUGAAGUGAAUAACCUGUACUACCAGAAUACUUACCAUACAAUGCCUUAUGGUUCAUCUUACGGCAUUCCUUACACAUAUGCUGCUUAUGGAUCAUCGGAGACAAAAUCUCACAAAACAGAUAAUACAGUACCUUUCAAAACUCCCAGUAAUGAGAUGACUCCUGUUACUAUUGAUUUGGUAAAGAAACAGCUUAAAGACAGGUAGGGCACACCAACUUCUUAAAAUUUAAGACCUGUCCUCUAGGUUCAGUCUGGGGGGCAGAUGCAGAAUUUCAUCAAUGGAAGCCCAUACAUCCUCAUUAAAAAAGGAAGAAAACAAACUGUUCAAAAGGCUGCUUGGAUUACUUCUCUGGAAAUGACCAUUUGAUCAUGUUGAAGAUUGGUACAUGAAAAGAAUGGACACUGAAAACUAAUUUUGUAGCCAAGGGAUUGAAAGAACAGUAAUACUUAGCUUACCACAUUAUAUUUUUAUGGGAAGUAUAAAUCAUUCUUUUCUGAAUAGGUAGACAUUUUAGACAAAGGCUUAACAUUACGUUUUUAGAAGUUUUAAAUGCUGUAACAUUUACUGAAAAUUGGAAAUAACGUGGAUUAACUGAGCAGUUGCAUGUGCUUCUUACUAUAAGCAUGUAUCGUAAUGGCUUGAAGGUGAGUCAGAUUAAUAGAUAAAUAAUGACACCUUUAAUCUAAGGUUAAGUAUUUGAGUUAGCAAGUUCUUAAUGUUAAGGUCAGAGAAAUUGUUGUGCGCUUCCCAUUUCUGUUGAGAGCAACUGGGAUUCAGGAUACUGAGUAUGCAGAGGGAAAUGUGGUUAUAUAAUAAAUACCCUGUAUAUAGCAUAAGGAGCCAUAUAAACCGGGGUGCUUUAUGUACAUAAUAUGUACAUAGGAUUCAAACACAAUUCAGAAAUGAGGUAAAACUGACUAAAGAAACAGCCACUUUUGUGUGUGGUUGGUAGAGGGUACACCAAGGAUCCCUGGGUAUACUAUGCAUUAGCUGGAAGAAGAAAUAAAAGUAGCAUAUGUAGUGAGUGUGCAGGGUGCUUUUGGAGUAGAGAAAGAUGUAAUGCACUCUCCUACUAGGUGGAAAGCUUUGGGUUUAUGAAUGUUGGGGAGGGUUGGAAAAGCACAGAUUUCUGGGGUGGGGUAGUGUGAGGAUGGAGAAACUGACCUCCUUGGACCACCAGCCUGUGUAUGGGCAGAGGUCAGUAGAGAUGACCAAUAACACCUAGAAGGCCACAGUUUCCUCAUCUCUUUAAAGCUGUCAAUACAGCUUUAAAUGUUGUUUCUUGUAGUUUUCUUUACUAUAAGAAAAAUAUUGCAUGUAUACUGUAGGUUACAGUAUGCUUUGGGAUGUAAACGUGCAUCCAUUGACAUUUAGGUUGGACUCAAUGAGAGAAUUUCACAAAGCAAAUCAGCAGCAACAUGAGAAGCAUCUGCAAAGACGUGAUGAGUCUACCAAGGCAAUCGAAAGAUUGGAAGGGUCUUCUGGGGGUGUUGGUGAACGGUAUAAAUUUCUGCAAGAAAUGCGAGGGUAUGUCCAAGACUUGCUUGAGUGUUUCAAUGAAAAGGUAAGAAUGCAAAAUAUAUUCAUCUUUUUCAGUAACGAAGUUUAGUAUGUGCUCAGUUCUCUUGUACAUGCCAAUGAAACACUCGGCACAUGUUUGAAGGUUUGGUUUUAAAUGUGGUGAAAACAAUGUAAGUCAUUGUUGGAAUACAACAGCGUUGGCAUUCAGGUUGUGAUGCCACCUUUCUCAUUCUUAGAAGCAUUUUAUUUCUGAAAACCAUUGUAGUUCUCAAUGAUGACUCAGAUUCUGGUUGUUUAAUUUGCAUUUCCCGGUUCCCAGCAUAAGAACCCAACAACACUUGAGACCUACAUAAGGAUUCUACAGACCAGUUUCUUCGCAGCCAGGUUUGGUUAAGGAAGGACACUUAAAGCCCAGGUUUCCCCAUGGCAUAUUGGAAACCCAGGCCAGUUUCAUAGGAAGAAUAUACUGUUUUUAAAGCAAGGUUUGAAAAAAGCAGUUUAUCUUGCUGAUAAGUGUCAAGUGCCAGGUACCCUUUCGUUACAAAGUGUUGUACUUUUAAAUUGGAUUUCAGGCAGUUCUUUACUAAUCUGUACUGCAACUUGCCUUUCCUAGAACUGGAAGGAUGUAUUUAAAAAAUACAUUUUAAAAAAUUGUUGGGAUUGAGCUUCAAUCCCAUGCACAUUCAACCUGGAGUAAGCCUCCUGGAAUUCCAUAGGACUGAUUAACUUGGCAUCAGUUUGCACCAAGUUUAGGAUGAAUUUCCUGUUUCUACUGUUUCAUCUUUAAAAAACUAAACAUAAAUGAAUUAGAUUUCUUUUAAACUUUCCUGUGGAGAUAAUUUGCUAUUGAUUAUGUCAUAUUGUAAGCUAUCUAGUAAGGGACGAGACCACUUGUGCACUGUAACGUGCCAUGGACAUUGGUGGCACCAUAUAAAAAAAUAAGUUCAGUAUCUGUGUUAAUCUGUAAAUAAUAAACCUCCUGGUGCAAAUAAUUUGGAAACUCAGUAAUCUGAAGGUAAAGUACCAGAAGAAAAUCCAAGGCUUGGAAAAUAUUGUGCAGUUACAACAUAAGCAAGUUCAUUAUAAUCAGGAAAACAGAUGGCCAUUCAACCUCUGCUUAACUAUGACUAUGGAGUUGGUUCCAUAGUCAAACAGCUCUUACUUUUAUUAAGAUAUUGAUGUUCAGUCAUAAUCUGCUGUCUUGUAACUUGAAUAGGGCCCUAGCCCCCAGAGCAGGAGAAAGCAAUCCAUUUAAAUAAACAAGUAUCAAAGUCUCAGAAUGUUUUGUUUUGUUUUUAGAUUUUGGUAGAAAUGUAAGCUGCAAUGGUUUUGGAGUUGUUGGUGGAAGUGUAAACUUCAGAUAACUUAUUUUAAUGCUUAUUAGAAGUUUUAUUUCCAUUUUUAUUCUGUAUUCCUGUAACAGAUUGGUCCCACUAAUUGAGCCAGUAAACCUUCAGUUAAAUCAUGAAGCAGUAGGUUUGGACACCAAGAGGGAGGCGAAUCGGAUAUUUGAUAUGCAGUAUACAACAAUCAGCCAGUCUUUCCCUUACCCUUGCAUUUCCCUGUAUCUCCCUGGAAAGUUUUUUUAAAAAAUGUAGUUAGUUGCUUAGGCUUGGAUCUAAAGGUAUAGUUGUGAAAAUCAAAGGCUCAUGCCCCUGGUCAGCCCCUGGUUUUUCAGGAUUUCCAUCCUCCCUACUUCAACACUCAGCAUCAUAAGCCAUACUGUCCCAGAGGUUCCCCCAGUCUUAUAAGGAGACUUUCAUGGGAUGUAGAAGGAAAUGGAAGGUUGGAAUAUCCUAUCCUGUGAAUAGAAAGUAGGAUUCAAUCCUGUAUUUUUGAAAACUAGUAGUUCUAUUCAAGUGCAGAAGUAUAACAGUUAAAAUAUAAAUUAAGCCUGCAAUGGUAAACUUGGGCACUAGGUAGUAAAUCUCAUUGAAUACAAUGGGACUUAUGUCUGAGUAAACGUGCUUGGGAUUCUGUUGCAAAUGAGCAAAAUGAUUUCAAAGAAUGCAUCAGUAGGUCUUGAUCAGGUUACUCCAUUUCUCCAGUAUGGUGAUCUGAAUCCAGAUUUCUGCUAGUAAAAUUAUGAGCAUAGACUGUAUGAUUAUGGGUUUGGAACGACUCUUCAGUAUGGAUGAAAAAACUUUUGUCUAAAACUUAGAUUCUUUACACUAAAUAGGAAGACAGACAAGGAAAGACUAGUGAAGCAGAAAAUGUGUCGCAGUAACCUAGUUUUCAGAUCUCAGUAGGGUGGGUAGGAAACUCGUUAAACGUAGCUGAAAAUUGCACUAUGAACUUGUUGUAGCUAGCACUCUGAAUAUUUGUGGGCUUUGCUUCAUUUUAGUAAUGAAUUCUUAACUAAUGCAAGAAGAGUCCUAUUCACUUUACACUAGUGUGGUUGUGUAUAAUGGAUUGUGAUGAGCAUGUGAGGCAGAGCAAGAUAGCUUUGCCCUGCUUGUUCACAUAGGAUGCUCCUGCUUGUGAAACAACAGUCUUCUUUGGCUAUGCACUUGUCUCAUGUUUGCUUCUGCCUCUUUCCUUCUUCCCCUGAGUUGGCAAAGUUGAAUUGAAUAUUUUGGUAAAGAAUAUCAAAGCUUGAAUAGACUUGAAUUUUUGAGGAGGAUUCUGCUUUACUCAUGGAGAAAUUGUGAAGUUCAUGGCAGGAUGCAUUGUGUAGAUGUGGUAGUGCUUGCAGGCACUCAGCCUCAGUUGCUGGUGGAAAAAUGUCAAGAGUAAAAUAACUAAAAUAGGUUAAAAAACAACAACCUUGUGUCUAGCAUGAACGCUCAUGUUUGUAACUGCUUUUGGACUUUUGUGAAUGUAAGUAAAUCUUUCCAGUUCCUUAAUAAACUUUAUUGAAAAUACAUUCAGUCAUUGGGUUACAAGACUGAUUUUUAAAAAUUGCCCUUUAUUUUUUAAGAAAAUGUUGACUAAAAAGAAGAAGUUGUGCUUUCUGUCCAAUAUUUAAUAUUUUUUUCAUUAUAUCACCUCCAAGAGCGAUAUUUCCUGUAUGCAAAUUCACUUUUUCCUUGAAAUGUUCUGUCUUUUCUUUCUCAAUUUGUAAAGAAAGUUUUUUUUAUUGUGCAUUAAUAUUUCAUCAAGUGAUCUCAUGAAAUACUGAGGUCAUUGCAAAGUCCCUGCUAGAACAGUUUUUAUUAAGUAACAGUUAAAACAAAUUUGGAAUUACUUGGACUACUAGUAGAGGAAAGAAUUAAUUAAGGAUAGAUUCAGAUGAACAAGCAGGUGGGCCAUAGCAGCUUGAAACCCAACUCCACAGUGAUUGCUUGCUUCAAAUGGGGAGCUAUGUGUAGUGAUUUUCUGAAUGCACGUUUUAGCCUGUGCAGUAUUCCUGCAAAUCCAGGUGACUAGGAGUUAUGCUGAAGGGGAAGGUGGGGAAUGCCUUAAAAUCAGGUGAAGGCACCUUCUUUUUUACAUAAUUAUUAAUCCAAUCUUAUUUAGUGACUGUAUAUUACUGUGAACUGCUUACAACAAUUUAAAAUAAUUCGUAAAACGGUAUAAAAUAUUUUUAAAAUACAAAAGAAGUUGCUUCUGUCAGGUUUGGGGGGUUUCCCUAGUUUCUGCACUAUAGCCCACCCCAUUCAGCAGAGUUGCCCAACACUAUGUGGAGCAUUUUGGGGUGCUUAAGGGCUGACAUGGGGAGGAGGGAAUGGGGAAGUUAACUUGGUAAUUCUUGUGCUUAACUCUUGAUUCAGCACUGUAUAUUUGUUCUUUGGCUUAUAAGUAAACACAUGUCUAAUAGUCUAUGGCAAGUCCAAAUUGCCCUCAAGUGAUCAAGUAAAGAAGCUUUGAGUUUCCCUUUUUUCUUUUGGCCUACUCCCAAGUGAAAUAAUUUUCUAUUGAAUAUAUAUUGUAGGGUAACCUUGUAAAUGUUCUUACAGACUAGUAACUUUUGUGGACUUCUUUGCAGGCUUGUUCUUAUGCUUUCCGUGAGGUAGCUUGUUGUCAUUCUUUUCUAUGCACUUUUCUUGAGUUAAAUAGCAGUCAGUUGUUAAAACAGUAAAAAGAAAGCGAUGCAGCUAAAUGUGUAGCUGUAUAUCUUGGAAUAGGGUGGCAUCCCAUACAGUUAAAACUUGAAGACUUUUUUAUUACGGAGUAUUAUAUUUUUACAGGUGCUCCUGAUUAACGAACUUGAAUCAGCAAUGCAUCAGCUGUACAAACAGCGAGCUUCCCGCCUUGUCCAAAGACGACAAGAUGAUAUUAAAGAUGAAUCUUCGGAGUUUUCAAGCCAUUCAAGUCAGUCCAUCUUGAAGGUUUUUAUUAUUCAUUAAACAACCUUGCUUACAUAGUGCAGUUUUAAUUUAAAGUGAAACCAGAAAGCAUGUCUGGUUUAAAUCUGGUAGAAAAAAAAUCAGAUUAAAGAAUCUUAGCUCAGACUCUAUACAGUGCCUUUCUUGUUCUCUGUCUCAGUGAUUGAAAGCUAUAGCAUCUUGCUUCGAUCCCUUUUUACACGUUAGAUGUGUGUGUAACUGUAUGUUGUCUUUUCCUCACUUCCUGAAAGUAUUUUUUAGAAUGUUCUCUAAACCUAAAAAAACAUGUAGGCGAUUCUUAUCAAAGUUUAGCUUUUGAAUAAUAUUUAUUUCUGCAGCUUACAAAAAGCCCCCCACCCACCCAACACAAUCUAGGUACAGUUUGCCAUGCAUGCCUUCAUUACUUCUAACAUUAGACCAAAUAAUACUUGUGCUAACAUUCCUGUCUUAUAUGUAUUAGACAAUUUUGCUAGGACAAAUUUGUAAAAUAAAUUAUGCAAAAGUGAGUACUUAUAGUGAAAUCUUAUUCCCUCUUUGAUACCAAGCUGGUAGAUAAUAGGAAAAUUCAUUCAAAAAUUCUCUAGUUUUUGUUUUCAAAUGUUCAGUAUAUGACAACAAUCAGAUAUCAGAUUGUAGCCUACAACAGUACUAAUUGUCUUAAUACCAACUGAAAAUCUUGUCAGUUCCUGAUACUCUUCAGUAUUGUUCACCAAGAAUAGAAAUUUGAACUGUUUUAGAUGUACUAAAGGACUAUUUUUCUUUAUUUUUUGUAUGGAGAGGGGAAGGACUGUAGCUCAGUGACAGAGCAUCUACUUUGCAUGCAGAAGUCCCAGGUUCCAUCACUGGCAUCUCUAGGGAGAACUAAAAAUGUCCCCUGCUUGAAUCCCUGGAUAGCUGCUGCCAGUCACUACAUACAAUAUUGAGUUAGAUAGAACAAUGGUCUGACUCCAUAUAAAUGUUGAACACUAAUGUUUUUUUAAACAAUACAAACAGUUUUUUUAUGUUGUAAUUUUUUUAAGUGUUUACUGUUACUGAAGAGUUCUGAGUGAUAAGUUAAUUGUGACUCUUUUUUUUGCACAUAAUGAUGAAGGCACUCAAAUAUUUUACCCAAUUGGUAAUCGCUUCAGAAGAUAAUUCAGCCACCACCACUUUAUCUGUGCGGUGUGGGGGGGUAUAAUUGACAAACUUAUAGAUGUAUUUCAGAUUUAUAGGGACCCACUGAGAAAAAUCCCCGCUAAAAACACUGUCAUUAUUGUGCUUCCUGUAACUGGAGGGUGGGUGUUCUAAUUUCAGUGUUUGUACUCUCACAGGUAAAGCACUGAUGGCACCAAACCUUGAUUCUUUUGGACGAGACAGAACACUGUACCAAGAACAUGUUAAAAGGCGGACUGCAGAAAGAGAAGCAAGAAGGUACAACAGUAUUUAGGUUACAUCUAUAUUUACUGGAAUGCAUGUUCUGUAUGAUUGCUGUCUCUAUGUAGUAUACAGCCUGCAUAUUCAAGUGCUUGCAGAUAAAUGAUGGGCCACUCGCCUUGCAGGUAUAACAUUUCUUGAGUCUUACAUAGUGUGGCACAGUGGAGGUAGAGGCUGACUGCUAGAUAUAUGACAAAUCCCAAACUAAGGCGAAGGGGAAAGUAGCAAAAUAUUCAGGGCUGAGGUAGUAGUCAUCGAAUAACACAUGUCCUGUAACAUGUCAGAUGGCUCCAACUCUGCUUCAUUUCCUCUUGAAAUAAGGGAGAGCAGGAAAGAUGCAUCCCUCCUUAAAAUAACAAGUACCCUUUGUUUGGGAAAAGCUUGGUUUUCUAACUUCAGUGCAACAUGGUGUUCUGUUCAUUUUAAUAGGGCUCGUCGUAGACUUGCCAGAGAGCAAUCUGGGAAGAUGGCUGAUCACCUUGAAGGCCUUUCUAGUGAUGACGAAGAAACUUCAACAGAUACUACAAACUUCAAUAUGGAACGAGGUCAGAUUAUUUAUCUUAAUGUCAGAAGUCAAAGUAAUAUCUAAAUCCCAGUAUUCUGUAGAGAAAAUUUCAUUUGAUUAGAUUGUAUGACACUUUAAACCAUGCUCUAAGCAGCUUUAAAUGUGGAAUUAUUACCUCAUCUGUAGAAUGACAGAGGCCAAUGCUGCUCCCUGCCAUCAUCAGCCAUUCAUUUCAGGCAGCUGGAGAAGGAAUUCCAGCCCUAGUCUAACCCUUAUCUUACUAGCAAGGAGAACCUCCUGCUGUAAAACACACACACUCACUUUGCAGAAGUCAGGCUUCUUGGCUCAUACCAUGUUCCUCUUUAUUCUCUUUUGACUGCUGCUUUUCUCUGAAUAGUCAGGAUCAGGAAUUUCAUUGUAAGCCUCCUUCAGGAUGUGUUACAGACAAAAGACAGGGUGUAAGUUUCAUAAUUACAUGUAUUUCCUUUGAAGUGGAACUAUUCACAGGGGUUUUUUGCCGCAUGGAACUACUUCCAUGAUGCUGUGCUUUCAAGUGAUUAUCACCACGGGCACACUUUCGAAUUAAGUCAUGUACUUUCAUACAUUGAGGUAAACACUGUACAGUAGUUGUAAAACCAACUUCUUUCGAAAAAAUAACUUUGUUAUGCCAUUGCUAUAAAAAGGCAGAAUACAAACAAUAGAAAGGGCUAGAUUCAGAGUGAACUGUGUCACAGGGAUGGCAGAAGCUGACUUUGUCCCUUCCUCCCCUGGUAGUUCCCUGCUCCAGCACCCUCUGCUAAGGGUCUAGAUCCUGUUGAAAAAGGGGGAAAGGGAGGGAGCCCUAGAAAUUAGGAAAAGGCUACCUCCCCAUUUCCACUCAGCCACCACCAUAAUCCACCACCAUUUAGCAGGGUCCCAAGCCCCUCAGUGAGAGUAUUUGCAGAGGACAUAGGAGACUGCUAUGAGGAAGGAAGGGUAAGAAGGUUGGCUCUUUGUGCACAUUCAGCUCUGUAUCUGACCAAAGCGGUAUAGAUAUUAACAAUUUCUUUCUAGUAUAUUUGCUUGAAAGUUUGCCUGAAACUGCAUUGCAGAUAUAAAGCAGGAGAUUAAUUUAUGCUGUUUAAAAUACUGUUAUCCUAGAUCGCAUUUUGAAGGAGUCCAGCAAAGUUUUUGAAGAUGUGGUAGAAAACUUUUCAUCCAUUGACGCCAUUAAGUCGCAGUUUGAAGCAUGGCGUUUCAAGUAUUCGUCUUCUUACAAUGAUGCUUAUAUUGGCCUUUGUUUACCUAAGCUAUUAAAUCCUUUAAUAAGACUUCAGUUACUUACCUGGAACCCUUUGGAGGUGAGAGAAUGUUGAAACAUGCUCACUGUGUUCUGUUUGUUAAGGUAAAAUGGUUACAUAGAAGUGAUUAGAAGCCUGGGAUCUGAGGGCCUUACUGCGAGGAGUUACAAGGAGCCAGACAGAGGGUCUUCUCGGCAGUGGGGCCAUCCCUGUGGAACGGCCUCCUGUUAGAUAUCAAGAAGUUAAAUAACUAUACAACUUUUAGAAAACAUCUGAAUGCAGCCCUGUAUCAGCAGUUUUUAAAGUUUAAUGUUUUAUUAUGUUUUUAUAUGUGUUGGAAGCCACCUUGGGUCAUAAAUGUCCAAAUGGUGGGCCUGAACUACAGAAACUAGCUGCUUUGUCAGCCUGCUGCGACACUAUAUUGAUGGCAUUGCAGUGCAGAACAGUGGCUUCUACAACUUGAUCAGCCUUGACGCAGUAGUUUGCAAAUAGGUGACUGAAAAAAACAUGCUGACAUCAGUGCCAGUGCAGCCUCAGAAAAUAUGAUGUGCUCCUGGCACUACAAGGACAUUCUGAAAAGGAGGCACCUAGCCUAAAUGUUUGUACUAACAUAUUGAUAGAGUGUUCACACUUGAUUAGUAUUUUGUUUUAAAAACCAUAUUUAUAGUGGCAAUGUUUUAUUUUAAUAGGAUAAGUGCCAAGACUUUGAGAGUAUGCUGUGGUUUGAAUCUUUGCUAUUUUAUGGAUGUGAAGAAUAUGACCAAGAGAAAGAUGAUGCUGAUGUUUCACUAUUGCCUACUAUUGUGGAAAGAGUGGUUCUGCCUAAAUUAACAGGUACUUUAUAAACAUACAGUCAUUUUAAAAGCACAACAGUUUCUAAUUUUUUAGCAACAUCAUCUUAACACUUAGUUCUGAGAAGUAAUAAUUCUUUUUUGUUGUUGUUAGUACUUGCUGAAAAUGUAUGGGACCCUUUUUCUACAACACAGACAUCUAGGAUGGUAGCCAUUACCCAGAAACUAGUAAAUGGUUAUCCAUCAGUGGUACAUGCAGAAAACAAAAACACACAGGUAAAAAAUAUUCUUUUAUCUUUUUGUAGGACUGGACUGCUAUGUCUGGUUGCUACUGUUAAGACAUUUGCUCAUGUUAAAUUAAUUUUAAAAUAGAAAUAAUUGUAGUUCCCUUGUGUUAUGUAACUGGUAACUAUUUAGGGAUUGGUGUGUCACAGUAAUAUGUGUUGCUGGAAUGAUGAAAAUCUGUAAACAAACAAUAAAUGUCCAUAAAAAUGGCAAAAGUAGUUUCUGUCCAUCGUCCUCUCUUUAUGCUCCUCCCGAUGGAAACAUGCAGAUGGGGACAGAUAUACCCCUGCUUUAAGUCGUUUACUUAAAUACACUCUGUAUACACUCUUACUGUAUACACUCUUGUAUACAGUGGUACCUCCGGUUGCGGACAGGAUCCGUUCCGGAGCUCCGGUCGGAUCCCAAGGUUUCCGCAACUGGAGGGACCGCUUCUGCACAUGCGGCAGCAGACCGCUUCUGUGCAUGUACAGAAAUGGUAGACCGCUUCUGCGCAUGUGCGCAGUGCAGUAGACAGCUUCUGCGCAUGUGUGCUCUGUGAAACACUUCCGGGUUUGCCACUUUUGCAACCUGAAGUUUACGUUACCAGAGGUGCUACUGUAUUAUUUACUACAAAGCUCAAUGACUACGCUCUUUAGUGUUGAAAUGCCGGAUUAUCAGAACAACGUCCAAGCACUGAACCACUGGCAUUUUAAAAGUGAACUCUUCAUUUACUGCAUUUGCAAUUGUUUAAGAUAAAACCUAUUUUGGAAAUAAACUACUUUUGCCAUUUUCAUGGACGUUUAUUGUUUGUUUACAGAUAGUUACCUUGGUAAUAUUAUCUUGUGUUGAUUGCAGUAGUCAUUGUAUCACUACUCUGUUCAUUGCUUUAUUGGAAUGAUGAAGAUAGCAGACUGCAAAUGAGAGUUGCAGAACUCCUAAGAGAGUUUACAAAGGUCCCUGAUGGAAUAUUUCAUAUAACACCAGGAGAGGUUAUAUUUAUAUCACUACUGUGCCCAUGGCUUAAUGCUGCCCACUAAGUUAAACUCUCUGAAUUGUGAUCAUUUCCAAAAUAUCUGCUACUCCUUCUUCAGAAACACCUAAUCAAACGUAGCUUAGAAAUUGCCAGUCAUAUUCCAGAUUUGAAUAGAUGAGUCUGCUUUUAAAGAAAACUAAAAACUUAUUUAUCCCCUCUUUUAACUGAAAAUCUGUUGUCUCCAGGAGGCUGCAGCAAGAGGCAGAGAAGCACAAUUAGAUGAACAAAAUCCUCUCGCAGUCAAUUGCAUCCAGACCACUGUUUUUAGUGACUUUUAUGGAACUUGUUUCUAGGACAUGCUGAAAACAAAUCCUGUCCUUGUAGAAAAGAUCUUCAGGGACCACCUGAAGACCCUGUUUUGCAUACACUAAUUCAGUGCCUCCCAUUUUUUUCAUAAUUUAGUGUCUCCCAUUUCUGCUAACUUGCAUAAUUCAAAUUAAUGGAAAAUAUAAAGUUGAUAAAAAUAAUCUGGUAUCAUGACAGACUUCUCUAGCACUAGUAUCUACUGGGAUAUUUGGUUAGAUUUGUGCUAAAAAGAAAUUUAAAAAAUAUUUCACACUUACGUUAAAUUUUAACUCUUUCAGACAUUACUAAAAGGUCUCUUGCUUAGAAUGAGGAGAACAUUAGAUGAUGAUGUAUUCAUGCCACUUUAUCCCAAAAGGUAAGAUUAUUGGUUUGCAGAAUCUUUUAGUAUUAUGACAAAAUCACAUCAACAGUUCACAUCAUCUAUACUACUGAAGUUUAAAUAAAACUUUUAUUUUUCAGUGUCUUAGAAAACAAGAACUCUGGUCCUUAUUUGUUUUUCCAGCGGCAGUUUUGGUCUUCAGUGAAGGUGAGCUAGCAAACAGAUGAAGUUUUAGACUUAGGAGCGCUACUGAAGUUUACUUUUGAUAACUGGUAACUGACUCUGAGUGUGAAGUGAAUUUGCUUGUGGAAGAAAGUAGGCAUUCUGACUCCAAACCCAGCAUUGCUGCAUUUGUGACCUUAGCUCAGGGUCACCAACCUUUUUGGGCCCCCGAGCACAUUUCAAACCAGCAAAAUUGUGGGCAGCGCACACACCUGCAACCAUGUAUACACCACAACCUGUUCUGCGUAUAGUAGAAUUAUUUUAAAUCUAACUUUGGGGAGGGCAUAUGUGUGCUCAUGGGUCCUGUUUUGGACACUUGUCUUAGAUUAUCAUGGUGCAUGGCUGUCUCGUUGCAUAUGUUGGAUUCCAAAGGCUGUGUGUAUGGAAGACCACAUACGCACUAUUCUCUAAAGCCUGUGCUCUCAAAACUCCUUAGACCACACAGCCUCCCACAGGCCACAUCCGCAAGUGCCUUUGCCGGUCUAGUAUGUGUCCUUGAACUGUCAUGAUGUCUCUUGCUUGUCUGGAAGGAAGAUGGAGAGGAGUGUGUGGGGUGUGUGUGUGUGUGUAAGUUCUGACAUUUGUGUGGGUGGAUUGUGACCUACUGUAUAAAGGUAAGAGUCUCACCCAUUGUGCUGCUCACUUUUGUACCUGUCCCCAUCCACUACUGAUAAACAGCACCUGCAAGGUUACCUGUAACAGAAUGCAGCCCUUUGGCAUAAAAGGUGUCGUCAUCCCCCCCCCCCCCCGCCCCAUGCUUAUUGUAGCUUCCAUCAUCCCUGAUCAUUGACCAUGCUGACUUGGGCUUAUGGGAGUUGAAGUCCAACAUCUGGAGGGCCACACAUACUCCAUCCCUGUUGUAUAUUUAAAGUUACUGUAUAUACGUGGUAGCACAAGUGCAUUUUUGAAAGUGCUAAUGUUACAUGUAGUUUUUAACUAUGAAUUAUUUAUACAGUUAAAGGAAAUAAAUUUUUGAGUGUUCUGAAUCUGAAACAUCAAUAACCGUUUAUAAUAAGAAAUUUGAAAUUCAUGAGGCAUAAAAAUCCAGGGAACUGUUUGUUACUAAAUUUCCUAGAUCCAUUUUCAUCAGGGUUGAGGCCCAGUUUUGGCACAGAAACUGCUUUGUCCUGUAUGAUUACCUAUGUUAGGGGAAAUGUGUCCUUGUUAAUUUUCCUUGACCUCUCAGUGGUUUUUGAUACCAUUGACCCUGGUAUCCUGAAGUGGCUGGCUGAGUUGAGGGUAGGUGGCACCGCUUUGUGGUGGUUUCAGUCCUACUUGGAUGAUGGUUUCCAGAGAGUGAUGCUUGAGGAGCGCUUUUCAGCCCCAUGAGCCUUCCAUGUUGGGUUCCUCGGGGUUCAGUUUUAUUCCCCAUGCUGUUUAACAUCUACAUGAAACCACUGAGUGGGGACAUCUGGAGUUUUGGAGUACAUUGUCAGCAAUACCACAGACAGCUCUAUUCCUUUAAACCUGCAAGUGUGGGAGUGGAUGUGCUGGACUGUUGUCUUGCCUCAAUAAUGGACUGGAUGAAAGCCAAUCAAAUGAAGCUCAGUCCGGCUAAGAUUGAGGCACUUUUAGUGGGUGAUUCCUUAGACUGGAUGAAUGGGAGGUUCUGUCCUCUUGAUGGGGUUACACUCCCUCUGAAAGAGCAGGUACUUGGGCUUGGGAGUACUUCUAGGUCUUACUUUUUUUUUAGCUUUACUUCUGGAUCUAUUGCUGUCGUUUGAGGCUCAGGUGGCCUUGGUGGUGCAGAAUGCCUUCCAUCAACUUCAUUUUUUUAAAAAAAUAAUAUUUAUUGAUUUUCCAAACAUUUGAACACAAUAAAACAGAAAAAACGAAAAAGCAAAGAAAAAAAGAGAAAAAACAUAAGAUUAACAAAACAAGACGCAAACCAUUUAAAACACAAAACAAUUUCACUAUCUUAACUUUCAUUCCCUUAUUUCCACGACCUCCUCACGCCUCCCUUUCUGUAUUCCACUUCUAUUAAUUGUUUCAGCAAUUCCUUUCCAUCUUCCUCUGUUUUCUAUCCUAUAAUUAUCUUAACAUAUUCUAAUCUUAUUUUUCCCUUUAAUACUCUAUUUCUAUUUAUACUUACCGUAUUUUUUGCUCUAUAAGACUCACUUUUUCCCUCCUAAAAAGUAAGGGGUAACGUGUGUGCGUCUUAUGGAGUGAAUGCAGGCUGCGCAGCUAUCCCAGAAGCCAGAACAGCAAGAGGGAUCGCUGCUUUCGCUGUGCAGCGAUCCCUCUUGUUCUGGCUUCUGAGAUUCAGAAUAUUUUUUUUCUUGUUUUCCUCCUCCCAAAACUAGGUGCCUCUUAUGGUCUGGUGCAUCUUAUAGAGCGAAAAAUACGGUAAUUCCUUAUAACAUUUCUACUAAAGCCAUAUAACUUCAUUCCAACAUUUUUCUAACAUUCAUUAUUUUUACAAUAUUUCUAUACAUAGUCUUAAACUUUUUCCAGUUUUCUUCCACCGACUCUUCUCCUUGGUCUCAGAUUUCUGCCAGUCGUUUCCGUCAAUUCCAUAUAGUCCAUCAACUUCAUCUGCCAUUCUUCCCGGAUAGAUAAAUCUUGUGUCUUCCAGUACUUCACAAUGAGUAUUCUUGCUGCUAUUGUUGCAUACAUGAGACAAAUUCUAUCCUUCUUUAACACCAAUUGACCGACCAUGCCCAGGAGAAAGGCCUCUGGUUUCUUCAAAAGGGUAUAUUUAAAUACCUUUUUCAUUUCGUUAUGAAUCAUCUCCCAGAGUGUCUUAAUCCUUGGGCAUGUCCACCAAAGGUGAACUCUAAUCCUCAAAUUCGUCUGUUUUUCCUUAAAUUCAGUCAUAGCGAACGUCAACUUAUGUUCAUCAAAUUGCCUCUGUAGGGCUGGGGCUCUCUUUCUCUUUCUCUCCAGUUGUGUUUCUGUACCUUCAACAGCAACAGCUUUUUCCUUGACUUCCUCCACAGCUUGCCAUAUCAAAAUAGGUUCUUGUAUCAAUUUCUGGGUGGUUUCUGUAUUGGUAUUGUCCAUACUCCCUGCAUUCAAGUCAACCUCAACAAUUGAAACAUCCACCUUCGCAUUUAUCAUGUCCAUUUUCCUGUGAAGCUGAUCCAAUGAGUCAUUUAUCUUAUAUAAUGCUGCCACCAAAGCCUCUUCUGUCGACAUUCCUCUUAGUUUCAAAUAUACUAGUACAGAGACAGCAACAAAAAGAACAGGAGGGCAUAAUAAUAGACCUCUCCUGGAUUGUUACCAAGUCCUCCCAGACCUUAAUGUUUUAUCAACAGUUGACUGGUCUGUUUUUCCUCUUCCAUUUACCAUAACAUUUGAAAGAUUCAAGGUCAGUCCCAGAGUCUCACGGUUUUUAACUUGCAGCUGGAAAUUCCCCUAGUCCAACUCUUGUAAAUCAACCAGUUUCAAAGGCUUCCACUAGGGGGAAACAGUUUCUAUUUGUAAAAGUCAAUAGUAUCCUCUUUUAAACAAUCCAAAGUUAGUUUCAAAUUAGUUUCAAUUUUCAGUUACUUUUACUCCUUUUUAAAGCAGCCGGAAACAGUAGAAACAAUGUAUUUCUCUUAUUUAGCUAGCUGUCAAUGAACGUUCUAAGCGCUGUCAAUGAACAUUCCAAAAAACGUCAGUUUUACUAGCAGCCCGUUUCCAGGGUCAGAGCGGCGGUGUUUUAAGCCUCUUCGCUCUCUCCCGCAGGCAUACUCAGUCCGCAACUUCCCCCUCUCUUCUCCUGCCUCCAAGAGGGGGUUUAAUGUUCUUUACCGUUGGAAAUUUGAUCUUUUACAAAAGACCUUUCAAGACUCCAGCUUGCAACUUCAUUGCCUCAGUCUAUUUACAAAAAGGGAAGGCGGACUUCCUGUUUUGAACCUCCCCGUUACGAUACCAAAUUAAACUUUUAGAAAUCCAAUUCUUCCAUUUCAGCUCUACUCACGGGUAAUUACUUUAAAGUCAAAUUGUCCACAGGAAAAGGUCAGCGCUCUCCGGCAACAGCUAUGCGGCUUCGCUCCGUGGAAGAAGCAGAUGAUUCGAUGUACCGCGCCGCUCACCCCAUGUCACUCCGGAGCCCCGAAAACCGGGGUUCCCCGUGAGUGGGGGAGGCGCAAAAGGUGCCCACCGAAUCCCACGUUCACAGGCUUCUCCCGCCUGUGAUUUUAACGGGUCUCCGCCUUCGCCGUGGUGGCCAGACCCAGAUUUCCACAGAGCAGAUUCCUCCCGGUCAGAGGAAUUCUGCCAUUACCGGAGGCGCCUCCCCCGGAAGUCUCGCCUUCCAUCAACUUCAGUUGGUGGCCCAGCUGUGCCCCUAUCUGGCAGGGAUAGCCUAAUCGUCUCUGCUCUGAUAACCUCUAUGUUAGAUUACUGCAAUGCUAUACAUGGGGCUGCCUCUGAAGAUGGUUCAGAAACUUCAGCUGGUGUAGAAUUCAGUGGCCAGGUUGCUUACUGGGGCAAGAUGGGUUGAGCAUAUAAUACCAAUCCUGACCCGACUCCAGUGGCUGCCAGUUAGUUUCCAGGCCUAAUUCAAAGUCCUGAAUUAUUAUAGCAUGUAUUCUCACUCUGGAAUCAAAUUUAUUUCUGUAGCUGGUCAGUCAUUGUGGCUGCCACAUAGAGAAUUUUGGCCACUUUUCUGAUGGCAGCAGUACUUAAUAUUUCAUGUUUUGUGGUUUAUAGGUUCCCAUAAAAGUACAUAUCGCUUGAGAAAAGAAGAAUGCGUAACUUUUUCUAAUGGAAAUCAGUAGUAUCCAGGCUUAAUUUUGACUGAUUUGUACUACAGAAAUGUUAGGUUUGGUUAUUUGUCCCUUCAGGCUAGAACAAAUUCCUGCUCCAGUAAGAGAGCUAGCAGUCCUCUUUAAUAACACACCAUACCCCUUUGCAGAAAAUAUGGAUACUUAUGGCUCAUAUAAUUCAGAUUUAAAUUCCGUAUUUAAAAUGGAAAUGUUUUCAUUCAUUGAUAAUUAUCUGCAUAUGUAAAAGAUGUAUAUUUUAAUAGUUCUGCUUUUUAUAUUCAACUUUUUAUUAUCUGUGUUCAGUUAUUAGGAAACUUUCUGCAGUGGCAUGGAAUCCUUUCCAACAAAACCUUACAAGAGUUAUCAAUAGAUGGAUUGCUAAAUAGAUACAUUCUUAUGGCUUUCCAGAAUUCUGAGUAUGGAGAUGAUAGCAUUAAGAAAGCUCAAAGUGUAAGUAAAAGUGUAACUUUUAAUCGUUCAUUUAUAUUGCUAAGCAUCCUUUUUAAGUGACCUGAUUUGCAUGUUCACAUGAAAUCAUGAUUUAAAGUAAACUGUGACUUAACAUGAAGGAUCAGCAUCCUAGUACACACUGCUCAAAAGUUCAUGCAGUCUUGUUGCUGCUGUGUCACAAACAAAAGAAGCCGAAAUCCGUUCUGUCAUGUCACCUGAAGCCAGACUCAUCGUUUGUUUUUAUCCAUAUAAAGCAUAAACAUUACCCAUGGUUUGUUCUUGGCUGACCACCUGUGGUUUGUUUUUCCCAGUUGCCUGAGUCAUAGUUCAGACAGCACAACAAACCAGCUGUGAUAUGGCAGAAGCAGGGAGGAGCUUUUCUGGAGCUUUACAGCAAUGUGCACUAGAACAAUAUUUGAUCGCAUUAAACCAUAGUUUGUUUACAUAUGAUGUGUGAACCAGGCCGGUAUACUGCAAAUGUAUUAUGAUGCUGUGCUGUGUAAUGGCUAGAAAGUUGGGUAUAAAAGUGAACAACAGUCCACACUGAAAUCUCGGUUCAGCCCUGAAGCCUGCUUUAGUGACCUAAGCCAAGUCACUAUCUUUUCUGAAAUAUUUACAUAGCACUGUUUUGCAAAAAAAAUUAGAGAACUCCACAUAUCCUGCUUUCUUGACUUAGUGAAAGGAUAGUACAGCAAAAAGCUUACCACACCAGCCAGCCACAGAAACUGCCAGGUUUUAUUUCUAAUUUUUUUAUGUUAAUGUUUUCUUAUAUUAUCACUUACACAGAGAUCACUUGACAAUCAUAAGACUUUGGGUUUGUCCAUGUUUUGGGUAAAAUAAAUAAAUUGAUAUCAAAGGAUAUCAAAGUUUUUUAUUGACAGUUGCUGAAAGGUGAUAUGAAAUAUUUUAAUUAAAUCGUGAAUCUGGCCAAGGACUUGUUAAUAUUUUUGUACAAUAUGAAUGCAUAUUAGGUGCUUUUAUGAAUAAUAAUAAACAAUGAUAAAAAUCAUGAUAAUGAAACCAGCCAAAAUGGUAGAGGUUCACAUAUAUAUUGCCUUUCAGAGUAAGCUCUUUAAAGGCAGAUUCCUAUAGCACAGAUGAAAUUCAGCAAACCAGCAACUAAAACACAAAAACAGCAAAGUCAAAAACAACAGACUCAGUAAUUGCUGCUUCAACCUUAUACUCUAAGCCACUCUUUUCUUCUCAAUUCUAUAGGUAAUCAGUUGUUUCCCUAAACAGUGGUUCACUAAUCUUAAAGGAAGUAAGACAAUAUCACAUCUAGAAAACCUCUGUAGAUAUCUUGUUCAUCUUGCUGAUACAGUAUACAGAAAUAGCAUUGGAAGCUCUGAUGUAGAAAAAAGAAAUGCAAGGUAACCUAACUUUAACACUGUUUCAGUUUAAAAAGUAGUGAUUGUUUUUAUUGUAUUAUUUUAGGUAUUUAUUUACCGUUUGUUAAUUUUAUCACAAAUUUCAAGAUGGCUUUAUAAAAUAUAAUCAGGAUUCAAAAAGCCAUAAACUAAGCUUUGCAGGAGUCUUUCCCCAUACAUCCCAUAAACUGUUGUUAAGUUGAGGGGGUUGGUUUAGGAUGACUGCAGGGGUGGGGGGUGGGGAAUCUGAAGAAUCCUUUUAAGUAUGAGAGUAUUUUAGAUUGGUACAUGAGACUUUUUGGAUCUUAACAAAUAUUAUUGUAAUGAAAAUUAGCAUGUGUAUAGUAUAUUUAAUUUAAAAAUCACAAACAGCUUGAUACACAAAACAUAAGAGUCUUCCUACUGUUUGUGUGUACCAGUACAGCAUCCUGGUUUAUUCAGUACCUCAUCUUUGCAUAUCAGACAGUUGAGUUUUACUGCAGAUUAUUUAUUAAUCUCCUUUUACAUGUUUUAAGACGAUUUACAAAUAAACUAUAAAACAGGUAAACAGUACCAAAAUAUGUCCUAAAGGUACAUUAAAAACAAUACAGAAUGAACACCUAAGGCAGAGACCUUUUCAUAAACUGCUUAGAGGUUUUAUUUACAGUUGGGUGCUAUAAUAUUUUUUUUAAAAAAUAAAAAUAAAAAUCCAGGUGGAAAAGUUUGUCAAAACAGUAUCUUCAAUUGUUUCUGAAAAGUACAGAUGGUAAGUUGCAAAAAGCACUAACUAAAGUUCUUCCCUCUCUUCCUAGGGAGAAUAUAAAACAGAUAAUAAAACUUCUAUCAAGUAUUCGAGCACUGGACCAUGCUGCAACAGUUGCAAAUGAUCAUAAUGUGAAAGAGUUAAAAAAUUUAAGUGAAGGGAAAUAA